AUUAGUUCAUUUCAUUUCACAACUUGGAUCCCAUUCCACACUGCUCUAAAACCAUUGGUCCGUCACAAAACUUCUGUAACCAACGUGUUACUCUCAUAAACCUUUCUCACACAUUGCGUUGAACGAAUCUCAGAAACGAUGAAGUGUGUUUUGUACCUUUGGAUCUGAAAAAUGGGUUCCUUUGAUCUCAUCGCGUUGACCUUGGGAGCAAUUCUUCUCUUCAAAACUUGCGAUUUCACCUUCUUACUCUCUUUCUUCUACUUCUUCUGAUCUCUCUCAACUUUUUCGUUACCAUGAAGAAGAAGCUCGAUACCCGUUUCCCUGCUGCUCGGAUAAAGAAAAUAAUGCAAGCUGAUGAAGAUGUUGGAAAGAUAGCAUUGGCUGUGCCUGUUUUAGUUUCUAAAGCUCUGGAGCUAUUUCUGCAAGACCUUUGUGACCGCACUUAUGAAAUAACUCUUCAAAGAGGGGCGAAAACCAUGAAUUCAUUGCAUUUAAAACAUUGUGUACAAAGCUAUAAUGUAUUUGACUUUCUGAAGGAUGUAGUCAGCAAGGUUCCUGACUACGGCCAUGGUCAUGGCCAUACUGAUGCUGGUGGUGCUGAUGAUCAGACCAUUCCUAAAAGAAGGAAAGCUGCAGGUGAUGAUGGUAAUGACAGUGAUGAAGAAGCUAAGAGGGGCAAGAUGCUUGAGUUGGGCCACACUAGCCCUACUGGCAGGGGAAGAGGCCGAGGUAGAGGAAGAGGACGAGGUCGAGGUCGAGGACGAGCUAUUCAAAGAGAGGGACAUCAUCAGGAGACUGAGUCUGAGCCUUGUCCUUCUGUUCAGCAAGUUAGCCAAAAUACUACAGAUACAAAUGUGGCUAUACUUGAUGGCACAGAGUCAAACGAGUUACCAAAGAAUAAUGUUGUUGUUCUUCCUGCUGAUAACUCUGACUCACUCCUUAAUAUUGAUCUGAAUGCCAAUAUGAACGAAAAUGAUGACAAAAAGGCUAGCACAGUUGCUAAUCUCACAGUCACUAUUCCCGAAGCCGCUAAUCCUGAAGCUGCCAAUCCCCCUGUGUCUGAACCUCCUCCACCAGACAGCAGUCAUCAUGAAGAAAUUCCGGGCUGGUCCCUUUCUGAGGUGGACAAGAUGGCCAUUGAUUCGAUGCAGCUUGCCCAGCUUGGUACACGAAUGGAUGAAGAUGAUGAAGAUUAUGACGAGGAAGGGUAAAUUGUAGUCUUCAGGAGAGGGAGAUUAGAUUAGCUAAAAGCUCAUUAUAAGUGUAGAAGAAGUAUAUACUAGUGUUAUGAUUAUAAGUAUUCACUAGCCGUCAUAACAUGUCUUAUGUUGACUGGGAAAAAAAGGGUUCUGAAUGUCCCAUUUGUUUAAUAUGGUUUAUCUAUGUUAGCACAUGUUCGCUGUUGUAUCUGUCAGUUAUGUUAGCUUGUUGUACUCUUAGGUCUGUGUAUUGUAUAUCAAUGUUCCAUAUGUAGUAAAAUUUUAUUUUAUGCAUCCAAA
This is a messenger RNA of Medicago truncatula (barrel medic), 1499 nucleotides long. RefSeq names its product dr1-associated corepressor homolog. Gene Ontology annotation, molecular function: protein heterodimerization activity; core promoter sequence-specific DNA binding; RNA polymerase II general transcription initiation factor activity. Lineage: Eukaryota; Viridiplantae; Streptophyta; Magnoliopsida; Fabales; Fabaceae. Gene Ontology annotation, cellular component: nucleus. Bases 294 to 1211 code for a protein of 305 amino acids. The transcript is spliced from 6 exons. The record is from RefSeq and is a predicted model, not a curated record.